UUCCUGGUCCCCCUCCCUCAGUGUCCUCUCUCUCUCUCUCUCCACCUCCAGAUCUCUGAAGCCCCCUGGCUCCCAGGACCUGCAGACUGAAUUUAAUCUGGAGUGGGACAUCUCUGGUUCAGGGCUUGGAGACCGUUGCAGAGGGAAUAGGAGGCCAGCUUGCAGCCCGCAGUGGGGAGAAGGUGCUGAGCAAUGAUGGCCAGGUUCCCAACGCUUGUCCUUCUCUUAAUAUUGCAUCUGGUGACAACGAGAGGGCAGAGAGCUGGACCACCAGGACCCCCGGGCCCUCAAGGACCCCCAGGAAUUCCCGGCAAAGAUGGAAUAGAUGGCGAGCAAGGACCUGCUGGUCUGCCUGGACCCCCGGGACCUAAAGGGGCUCCUGGAAAACCAGGUGAGGCUGGUAAACCAGGCCUGUCCGGACUUCCAGGGAUUGAUGGGCUGACUGGACCAGAUGGAAAGCCUGGGCCUGAUGGACCCCCAGGGGAACGGGGAGAUAUUGGACCUCCUGGGCCAGAUGGACCUCCGGGUCGAGGACCUUCAGGACCUCCUGGUCUGGCGGGACCCAGCGGAUUACCCGGUGGACGCGGACCUCAAGGCCCCUUGGGACCUUCAGGACCUCAAGGGUUACCUGGUCCUCCUGGCCCACCAGGACCCCCAGGUCUGCCAGGGGUUAUUCCAGAUGGUAACGGUGAUUUGCAGUGCCCGGCUGUGUGCCCGCCUGGACCCCCCGGACCUCCUGGAAUGCCAGGAUUUAAGGGUCACACAGGGCACAAAGGAGAACGAGGGGAGACUGGGAAAGAUGGGCAGAAGGGUGAUUCUGGGCCCCCAGGACCUGCUGGAAUCCCUGGCAGCGUUGGCUUACAGGGUCCAAGAGGUUUGAGGGGUGAAGUUGGACCACAGGGGCCCGCAGGAGACAGGGGAGAUACUGGAUUUCGGGGUCCCCCGGGUCCUCCAGGACCCCCUGGGAAGGCUGGGGACCAAGGCGUCCGAGGUUCUCAGGGAUACUGGGGUCCUAAGGGAGACACGGGAAAAUCGGGGCCUAAAGGAAUGCCAGGAGGUGCUGGACCCUUAGGAGAACCGGGUAUGCCCGGACAAGAUGGACGAGAUGGGAACUCAGGACUGGAUGGUGAGAAAGGUGAUGCUGGUAGAAUGGGAGUCCCUGGAGAAAAGGGUCCAAACGGGCUUCCUGGGCUUCCAGGUAAAGCCGGACUGAAAGGAGAGAAGGGCCAGUUGGGAUCCACUGGACAGCUUGGAGAAUCAGGACCUUCGGGAGAGCCAGGUAUUCCCGGUGAAGCGGGGCCCCCAGGAGAAAGAGGGGCUGCGGGACCCAGAGGCGGAGCGGGAUCUACGGGGCUGCAGGGACCCAUCGGUGUUCCAGGGGUGCGAGGCUUUCAGGGUAUUAAAGGGAGCAUCGGAGACCCUGGCUUAGCAGGUCCAACUGGGAUCCGUGGUGGAUUUGGAGAGCGUGGACCUGUUGGAGCCGCUGGACCCAAAGGAAACCAGGGACUUGGUGGCUCAGACGGACUUCCAGGCGAGAAAGGAGAGUUGGGACCGUUUGGCCCUGUGGGACAGAAAGGAGAGGCCGGUGUGAGAGGCGAACCUGGUCCUAAAGGGGUUGUGGGGCCCAAUGGUACAGCUGGUGUUCCAGGCAUCCCAGGACCUCCGGGGCCAAUGGGAUUCCAAGGAGAGCAAGGAGUACCGGGAAUCACGGGAAAAGCCGGAGUUCCUGGCAAGCAGGCGAGUGAGCAGCAUAUUCGAGAGUUAUGUGGAGGAAUGAUCAGCGACCACAUUGCACAAUUAGCUGCUAAUCUCAGAAGACCCCUAGCCCCUGGUUUGAUGGGUCGGCCAGGGCCAGCAGGACCACCAGGACCUCAAGGAGCCCAAGGUCGUGUUGGACAUCCUGGGGCUCGUGGCCCGCCAGGGUACAGAGGACCAACUGGAGAGUUAGGUGAUCCUGGUACAAGAGGUGAUGCUGGAGAAAAGGGGGACAAAGGACCCGUUGGACGAGGUAUUGAUGGACCUUUUGGAGAUCAAGGAGAACAAGGUGCCCAAGGAGUACCAGGAACAAGCAGAGAUGGCCGGGAUGGUGCACACGGUGAGCCUGGUUUCCCCGGUGAGCCAGGAAGAGCUGGUUCGAUAGGUGCCCAGGGUACCCCUGGAAUAUGUGAUACAUCGGCCUGCCAAGGUGCUGUUUCAGCAGGGAAAUCUAGCCACCCUAAGAAAUCCUAAAAGUCUCAGCAAGAGCAGGAACUGAAUAUUUAAUGUGGUACGUGGACAUAUAAAACAGAGAAGACAACAUCCUGGAAGAGCGUCCCUUUAAACAUGCCAAUACGGAGCGGACAUAUCCAGCUACCAGCCAGCUCCAUCAAACCGGAAAGCGUCUGAUAUAAAGUAUUUUGGAAGUUGAUUUUUUUUUUUGUGUGGGGGUGGAGGGAGGUUACAUUUUACUAUUAUCCCCAACAUCUUCUUUUAUUUGUUAACCCUUUUCUAGACACCUCAUCUGCUCUCUUUCCUUGCACAUGUUACCAAAGCGUUUUUUUGGUGCUCCCACCCCCACCCUUGUGUCCCUUCCCAAUGCUGUCCUUUUAGAUUUCACCGAAGUGUGAGAAUUAAGCCUCUUGCAUUCUAAUCUCGCUGGAGGUAAGUGUAUAUAGAAUAUUCAUGUAUAUUUCAAUCAAAAGGGCUAUUUCCAAUCAGGGCUAGGUUAUUAUUUUAUAUAUAUUUUGGGGUGGGUGUUCAUUUUUGGGGGGUUUUCCACACCUUAAUUUGAAAAGGAAAAGCCGCAUCUAAUGUUAAAACAAAGAAUUUCCAGAAUAAAAGCUGAUGUACCGUAAAAUGCAUUGUACAAAUAAAAAGGACAUUUUUUGAUUUUUUUUUUUUUUUUUUUUAAUAACAGAUCUAAUAAUGUCAUGUUUUAACACAUCUCAUUCCUAUCCAUUGGACAAAAUAAAUGGCUGCAAACGUGUGAAUAUCA
This is a messenger RNA of Pelobates fuscus (common spadefoot toad), 2974 nucleotides long. It is a transcript of the gene COL9A3, whose product is annotated as collagen type IX alpha 3 chain. The record is from RefSeq and is a predicted model, not a curated record. Gene Ontology annotation, molecular function: extracellular matrix structural constituent conferring tensile strength. Gene Ontology annotation, biological process: extracellular matrix organization. The transcript has 32 exons. Lineage: Eukaryota; Metazoa; Chordata; Amphibia; Anura; Pelobatidae. Bases 193 to 2229 code for a protein of 678 amino acids. Gene Ontology annotation, cellular component: collagen type IX trimer.